Messenger RNA from Chlamydomonas reinhardtii, 1156 nucleotides. RefSeq lists its product as uncharacterized. The record is from RefSeq and is a predicted model, not a curated record. The transcript has a single exon. NCBI's taxonomy places the organism in Eukaryota, Viridiplantae, Chlorophyta, Chlorophyceae, Chlamydomonadales, Chlamydomonadaceae. The coding region runs from base 36 to 497 and encodes 153 amino acids. Gene Ontology annotation, cellular component: nucleosome. Gene Ontology annotation, molecular function: protein heterodimerization activity; DNA binding; structural constituent of chromatin. Gene Ontology annotation, biological process: nucleosome assembly.
CAUUUUUGCUUUCACAGCUCCCAUAUCUAAACAAAAUGGCCCCCAAGAAGGACGAGAAGCCCGCGACUCAGGAGGCCGGCGCCGAGGCCCCUGCCAAGGCUGAGGCCAAGCCCAAGGCCGAGAAGGCCGCCAAGAAGGCCAAGAAGGAGCCCUCCAAGAAGGCUGCUAAGGAGCCCAAGGGCGAUGGCGCGAAGAAGGACAAGAAGAAGAAGAAGAGCGCCGUGGAGACCUACAAGCUGUACAUCUACAAGGUGCUCAAGCAGGUGCACCCCGACACCGGCAUCAGCAGCAAGGCCAUGUCCAUCAUGAACAGCUUCAUCAACGAUAUCUUUGAGAAGGUGGCCACUGAGGCCUCCAAGCUGAGCCGCUACAACAAGAAGCCCACCGUGACCUCCCGUGAGAUCCAGACCGCCGUGCGCCUGGUGCUGCCUGGCGAGCUGGCCAAGCACGCGGUGUCGGAGGGCACCAAGGCCGUGACCAAGUUCACCUCGGGCUAAGCGCCCUCUGGACCGAUGACCUGGUGACGCAUUGACGCAUACCACAAAACAAACUCGGUGUUUCUCAACACCACCCUACACCACCACUCACUUGGGGAUCGGGGGAGACAAUUAACGACCCCAUUCAUUGCACGUGGGGUCCUUGGAAGCUGCUGUCGCAGUGAGCCUGACCAGCAGCUCAGGCUCCAGGCACCGUGGCGAGGGGCACACAGCUGGCACGGGACGGGUGGGGGACCUGGCGCCCUACAUUACGGUAUACGCUGACACUGCUGGCACGCUGCAGAUGAACAGGGAGUGCUGCUGAACGGUGACCUGAGGGUGUCGACCUGGCCUGGCUUCAUUCAUGGGCAGGGAGGGCGGCAUCCACGCCGCGCAGCAUGCAGGCCUUCGUUUGGGGGCUUGUUGGGGUGCAACAGUUGAAACGUUGUGUUGUGUGUGGUGACAAGGUGGUGAGCACCACGUGCAUUCCUGUCCGUGUGGAAACCGAGGCCCGGGCCGAGGGGGUCUUAUAACGCCUGCAACCGUUAUACAUGCAGCUAGUUUGGUCCCGAAUGGGGGUGCUUUUGCUCCUGUGCUCCCAAGUGGAAGCUAGUAACGCGGCUAACCUGGCUGGGUCCGUAUUCUGCAUAACGGCCUGCAUCCCACCUAUAAAAUGAUCU